Messenger RNA from Pestalotiopsis fici W106-1, 1341 nucleotides. RefSeq lists its product as uncharacterized. Lineage: Eukaryota; Fungi; Ascomycota; Sordariomycetes; Amphisphaeriales; Sporocadaceae. The record is from RefSeq and is a predicted model, not a curated record. Gene Ontology annotation, molecular function: O-methyltransferase activity. The coding region runs from base 1 to 1341 and encodes 446 amino acids. The transcript is spliced from 3 exons.
AUGGCGGACUCUGAGCAACCUACUCUUGCAAGCCUCUCGGCCAAGAUUUCGGAGCUCUCGGGUGCUCUGUCAAAAUUCUACGAGCAGCAGAAUCUGCCGCCGGUAUCUUUCGCUGCUGACAGUCCAUCUAGGUACAAUGAACUGUCUCCGGAAAUGUUCAUGGUUCGGCAAAACCUUCUGGACGCGCUGAAUGACAUGACCUAUUUGGCACAGGGACCUGCUGACAGCAUUUUCAAUUACGCCCACUCUGCGGUUCCUGAUGCUGCAGCAUUGAAUACGCUCAACGCCUUUGACUUCUGGUCCGCUGUGCCAAUAGAUGGCUCCGCAACGUACGAGGAGAUUGCAGCUCACGUCUCUCUUCCACGAGGUGUCGUUUAUCGCCUAGUCCAGCAUGGCAUGACCCAGCGCAUCUUUGCGCCGGCAGGACCGGGCCGUGUGAAACAUACCUCACGCUCAGCAGCACUGGCGCAAUCCUCAGGUCUCAAGGCUCUCGUGUCCUCGAUAUUGGACGACGCCGGCGCUCCUGUCAUGGUCCUUCAUGAAGCUCUGCGUCGCUAUAAUCUCGGCAAAUCCGAGCUCACCCAACGAGUCGACGAAACCGCCUUUGCGCUAUUCCAUGCGGGUGGCCAGUUUGGUGGCUUUCGUAACACGUGGGACAUGCUCGAGAAUGAUGGUGAGGGCUCCAAGAAGGGCUGGCGGCAACGCAACUUUGUGGAGUGGAUGGCAUAUCUCAAGGAUUUGUUUCACCUCGAGGGCGUGGUACUGAAUUAUUCUGGUUGGCCGACAGAGGGUAAAGUGACAGUCGCAGACAUUGGAGGUUCAGCGGGCCAUGACGCCAUUGUGCUCGCUCGCAAAUACCCAAAUAUGGAAAUCUUUGUUCAGGACCUUGCAGAAGUGCAGCCUGCCUUUGAUCGCACUGUGCCUUCUGAUCUAAAGGAUCGUGUUCGCUUCACCGAGCACUCAUUCUUCAGCCCGCAGCCCGUCCCGGCGGACAUUUUCCUUCUCAAGAUGAUCCUACAUGACUGGCCAGACGCCGAGUGCAUUCAGAUCUUGCAAAACUUGGUCCCCGUCAUGAAGCCCGGCGCCAAAGUGCUGCUCAUCGAAUACCUCGGCGGUGCUGGCGAGGAGGAACACGAGGAGGAUUCAUCGACACCACGGUCUCUAAAGCAGUACGGCACGGCUACCGAUUUGAGACUCAUGGCCAUCUUCAACGGCAAGGAGAGGCCUAUACAUGCUUGGAAAUCUAUUUUUGAGGCUGCAGAUAAGCGCUUCAAGGUUUCAGACACCAGCGCAGCGCCACUCGGGUUCUUUGGGGUGAUUGAAGCCGUGUGGCAAGAAUAG